Molecule: messenger RNA, 898 nt
Organism: Ziziphus jujuba (common jujube)
Lineage: Eukaryota; Viridiplantae; Streptophyta; Magnoliopsida; Rosales; Rhamnaceae
Product: reticulon-like protein B13
Exons: 4
Coding region: 119-736 (205 amino acids)
Source: RefSeq, a predicted model, not a curated record
CGGCACAAAAAAAAAGAUUUCAAACUAGCAAAAGAAGAAAAGAGCACACAAAAAAAAAAAAAAAAAGUACCACGUCCAAUCUUUAUCUUUCCACAUCCAUUUUCAAGAUUCUUCGACAAUGUCUACUACUUCUGAAUCUUCGGUUCCCACAUCAGAUUUUGUUAGAGACAUAACACUAUGGAAGAAGAAGAAGCAGAGUCUUCUGGUUCUUUCAGCGGCAACUGCAACUUGGGUGUUACUCGAAAUUUACCAAUUCAACUCCGUGACUGUUAUCUCAUGGGCUGCAAUAUUUAUAAUUGUUUUGCUCUUCCUCUACGGCAACUUCCUUAGGCUCCUCGGCAAAGAGCCAUCAGCAUUACCAGGAUUGGAAAUUACAGAGGGAUCAGCUUUGGUGGCGGCCAAUUCGAGUCGGGUAACGGUGGAAGAAAUAAGUCGAUGGAUGUUCAGAGUAGGUGCAGAGGGAGAUUUAUUCGUCUUUGCCGGAGUUAUUGGUGGGUUGUGGAUACUCUCUCGUAUCGGAAACAACUUCGACCUGCCAACGUUUCUUUAUAUAGGGACAGUUUUGGGGAUGACAGUGCCAGCAAUAUAUGUAAGAUACGAAGACAAGAUAAAAAGGUAUAGGGAGCGAGUGAAGGAACAAACAAGGGGGUAUUAUGAGAUGAUUAACGAUAAGGUAGCAAAGAUGAUGAAGCAUAAGGUUCCGGACAAAGAAGAGAAGGAGAAGAAGGUGGAAUAGUUGUUUUUUGCUUUGUUUAGGAAUUUGGCAAUAAUAUGUUUUUUGAAUCUUUGAAUGUCUUACAAGUCAGCAUCUUAUAUAAGCUUCAUUGACGACCAACUAUGUACUAAUAUAUUCCGAUUUAGGUGGUAUAAUAAUAAAACUCUAGUCUCUAGACAGUAA